Impatiens glandulifera is the source of this 1010-nucleotide messenger RNA. RefSeq lists its product as uncharacterized. NCBI's taxonomy places the organism in Eukaryota, Viridiplantae, Streptophyta, Magnoliopsida, Ericales, Balsaminaceae. The record is from RefSeq and is a predicted model, not a curated record. The transcript has a single exon. The coding region runs from base 1 to 1002 and encodes 333 amino acids.
AUGGACAAAGAUCAAGAUGAUAUUCAAUUCAUAGGUCUCUUCGGCAUCUACAAAGAAUCCCUCACCAUUAUCAACUCAUGGCGAAAUUCCUUCGCCAAAAUCGCUCUCGCUACCAUCCUUCCUCUUUCGGUCGUCUUCUUAGCCCACAUCGAGAUCUCCGAGCUCCUCUUCUCCGAGAUUCUCCAUAACGAAGAUGCCUUGGAUGAAACCCGAGCCAACACCCCAAGGUACGCCAAACUAUCCCACAUGAUCUCUUCCGAAUGGACCGCCUUUUGGAUUUUCAAGUUUUUCUACUUCAUAUUCUUCCUCAUCCUUUCCCUCCUCUCGACCUCUGCCAUCGUUUACACCAUCGCAUGCAUUUACACCGCCAAAUCCAUGCCUUCUCUAUACGAGCUCGUCACUAUCGUCGUGCCUAGGGUUUGGAAGAGGCUCAUCGUCACGUUCUUAUGGAAUUUCGUCAUUAUCUUCAUGUAUAAUGUUAUAGCCGUCUUGACAUUUAUUCUUUGGGGGUUCCUCUUCUCGCCAAACGUGGUAGGGAUAGUAGUUUUAUGUAUUAUGGUCGUGUUAUACUUAACAGGUUUUGUCUACAUUAAUGUAAUAUGGCAUCUCGCGAGCGUCGUAUCGGUUUUGGAGGAUGUGUAUGGAAUUCAAGCCAUGAUUAAGAGCAAGGCGUUGAUAAAGGGUAAGAUGCGAGUGGCUGCGAUUAUGUUUCUCACGGUUAACCUUUUAUUCUUAGGGGUUCAAAUUGUAUACCAACGGUUCGUUGUGCUUGAGGCGUCGUUAUGGCUUAGAUUGUUCUAUGGAAUGAUUUGCUUGAAUUUUCUUGUUAUCUUGAUCUUAUUAGGGUUAGUGAUUCAGACAGUGAUUUACUUUAUUUGUAAGUCUUACCAUCACGAGAAUAUCGAUAAAUUAUUGUUGUCUGAUCACCUCGAGGCUUAUUUGGGACAUUAUGUUCCUCUAAAGUCGUCCAUGGAUGUCCAACUUGAGCAAUUUCAAUUGUAAUAUGUCAU